AUGGCAAAGAAGAGUCAAAAGCCUGCCAAGGCGGCGGUCGCGUCUACCGCAGCGGCAUCAUCAUCCGCCAACCGAAAUCAGCCUCCUCCCGGCCAGCUCAUGGACUUAGUUGAGUCGUUCUUGUCCGAUCAAGGAUUCGACAAUGCCCAUCGCGAAUUUCAGAAACACAGGGCAAAGAAAGGAUGGAAGAGCCAGAAUGCCGGAAAGCAGAAGGACAAGGCACAUCAUUCUCUGGUCAGUGUGUUCCAGACAUGGGAGACAUUCUCAAGCCAGGCAAACACACCCGUCAUUCCCAAGGACGAUCCCAUGAAGAAGAUCACCAAAGUCAGCAGUAGCAGUAGCGAUAGCGAUAGCAGCGAUGACUCAAGCUCAGAGAGCUCUAGCUCUAGUGAUAGCGACAGCGACAGCGACGAUUCCAAAGACGUCGCUAUGGCCGACGCGCCUGGUGAUGAAUCUAGCUCUUCUGAAAGUUCCAGCUCCGACGAUAGCGAUAGUGAUAGCGAGAGCGAAAGUGAAAGCGAUGAUGAGAAGGAAACAGCAGCAAAAGCAACCAAUGGUACUGCUAAGACUGGCGCAAACCCGUUGAAGCGAAAGGCAGCUUCCGAAAGCGACAGUUCGUCUGAAUCUGAUUCCGACGAAGACAUGUCAGACUCAAGCUCGGAGGAUGAACGCCCACAGACGAAGAAGGCUAAGACUAAGGCAAGCUCCGAUGAGAGUUCAUCUUCGUCCUCUGAGUCAUCUUCUGACUCUUCUGACGACGAGAGCUCCGACGACGAAGACGAAGAUAACGCCAAAAAACCUAAGAAAUCCCAAGCCGAUGAUGAGUCCUCUAAUUCUGAAUCGGACUCCGACUCUGACUCCGACUCUUCGGACUCUGAAUCUGACGAUGAGCCUAAAGUGGACUUGAAAGCGGCUGCCGCAGUUCCACUACCUGAAUCUGACUCCUCUUCCAGCGACUCUGAGUCCGAGGCGGAGGAUGGAAAGCGCCAGAAACCUAACAAAGGGUCGGUUCCCAAUGGGGCCGGAUCGGAUACGUCCGUAACUCUUAAGGCCUCGCCCGAGUUCACACCCGCCCCUCUUCCGCCUGACCCUGUUACAUCAAAGACGAACAAUCGGGGUAAGAACGGGGCCAAGACGCAGAAUCAGCCUUUCUCCCGAAUCCGCAAGGAUAUUACCAUUGACCCAAGAUUGUCUUCCAAUGCCUAUGUUUCGCAUGACUAUGGCGAGAAGGCCCACCAGGACCUUAUCGUGACCAAAGGCAAGGGCUUUACCAAGGAAAAAAAUAAGAAGAAGCGGGGAAGCUACAAGGGUGGUCCUCUAGAUAUCCACAAGAGCCGAAGCAUUAAAUUUGAGGAUUAG
This is a messenger RNA of Daldinia caldariorum, 1359 nucleotides long. Its product is annotated as SRP40, C-terminal domain-containing protein. Gene Ontology annotation, cellular component: nucleoplasm; nucleolus. The coding region runs from base 1 to 1359 and encodes 452 amino acids. The transcript has a single exon. Lineage: Eukaryota; Fungi; Ascomycota; Sordariomycetes; Xylariales; Hypoxylaceae. The record is from RefSeq and is a predicted model, not a curated record.